Messenger RNA from Dentiscutata erythropus, 1053 nucleotides. NCBI's taxonomy places the organism in Eukaryota, Fungi, Glomeromycota, Glomeromycetes, Diversisporales, Gigasporaceae. The record is from the annotation of a GenBank genome assembly.
AUGAGUAAUUCCCAAAUGAAUAUGAAGUAUCAAAUUUACAGAUUUCAUUCAUCUUCUGGACUUUCUAAAUUUCAUGGUCAUAAUGCAAAUGUAUUACCAACCUUACCACAAAUCACUUUGCCUUUCCCUCCAGUAAUUCGUGCAAUUGAUAUCGCAAAAAAAAGAAUUCGUUCAAAGAUCUGUAAGAAAAGUCCAAAUGCUUUUUUCGUAUAUAGAAAAGCUUUUGUCGAUCAUCUUUCAAAAUUACAACAUAAAUUGAAAAUGACUGAAGUAUCUAGGUUGGUUUCCUCUCAUUGGAAGAAUGAAAAACCUGAAAUUAAAUUAGCUUAUGAAAAUAUCGCCAAAGAUGUUGAAAAAGAAUUAAAUGAUAUUAGAAUUAGAGAUUUGGUUUAUGCUGAUAUUCAUGAAAAAUGUAAAAGAAGAAGAAACAAAAAUCUUGAAAAGCGUGCUCGUCGAUCUGCUGCUUCUUUUGGCUCCUUCGAUGCUUGCAAAAAUUUUGUGUCAACCAUUGAUUUCUCUAAGGAACCUCCCGUUGAACCAAUUAAUCUUCAUCAAUCUCAAUAUUCAACUUUUCCCGACAAGACUCCUUCGGAUUCUUUUUCAUCUUUAGAAAAUUCUAAUAUUUCCAAUAACAUUACUCAGUUCUACGAUUAUGCGAGUAGUGAUGAUUUGGAUUGCAUUACUCUUGAUUCUAAUAAUCCUAUUUUUGAAAACAAUACCCAUAAUUCUGUCAAUAUCCAAUCACCCAUUGAAUCAAAUUUCGUUCUCGACCCUAGUAUUAAUACUAAUAUUUCCGCUACAUCACAAAUUGAUCAAUUCGUUUUCUCGGUUCCCGAUUGUCAUCCCGAUAUCGCUUCUCCAUAUGAUGAUGAUUCUGCUUCCACUACUAGUCCUACAAUUUCUGAACAUUCCGAUUUUUUUCCUACGCAAUUGGCAGAUGAUUUUCAAUCGAAUGAUAUUUAUAAUGAAAACCCGCAAAUCAUUAUUUGUUACGAUAACAAUAUGUAUUGGGAAUUUCCUGAUAGUCUAAUUACAAAUCGUACUUUCGAUUAA